CUGUUAAAUGUCUUUACCGGGGUAUCAAUAUUCUACUGCAGAAUUCAAGCCAAGUUGAAUCAAGAUAUGGAUAACACUCUGCUUCUAGAAGCUCAGCAUGGAACUGAUGUGACACUGAGCUGUGAGGUGUCUGACCUCCCAGAAUCCUCCACUGUGCAGUGGGAGAGAGAGGAAGCUCCUGUUCCUAACAGCACUCUGUUCUACAACAACACUGCCUACAUCAUUUUACACAAUGUCAACCAUCGCAGUCGGGGAAAAUACUACUGCACACAGAGACACCAGGGAAAGAAAGACAUUCAUAGGACUCAAACACUGGAAGUGUCAGAAUAUGCACAAUCAAAGAAGUAUAUUCUAUACAGAGAAAGCUCCAACAGUAGUAAUUUGACCCUCAGCUGCAAGUCCAAAAAGUCUUACAACAGAAUAAUGUGGAUCUGGCAGCUAAACCAAACAAAAGAGGUAAUGAUAGCUGCAGAAAAAGAGAAGAAACUCAGCAUAUGUGGAGGAAUUGUACCGGGGAAGCAUUCAUCUACAUUCUACAAUGGAAAUGAUUUCAUCUUUCACAUCUCACCUGUGAAAUUCAAUUACAGUGGAACAUACAGAUGUCUUGUGAAUGAUAACACGACCUAUUCAUCCUUAACACUCCACACUCUAAGAGUCUUCACAGAGCCUGCUGUCAUGGUCAGGAAUCAGUCAGUGGAUCUGACCUGCGAGGUGUCUGAUUUGAGAGAGGAAGUUAUUCUGGCCUGGCUGAGGAUGGAGGGAAACAGAGCAAUGCUAAUUAAACAGGAAGUCUUGACACAAAGAGAUAUGAAGAGGAAAGUCAGUGUAACACUGAACAGUGUCUUUGAGGACCAGCUUAUCUGCCAGUGUGCUGUGUUUACUGAGAACACACUCAGAGCUCUGGCCCCAGUAACACUUCACCUCGUUCAGUCAUUGAGAAAAGAGCCUUGUACAGCUUUACCAAAACAUACCACAGCUCUCUCCACCCAGGGAAACAUUGUGGAAGAGGGCAGUGACACCCAGACUGUGGUCAUCGUUGUGUUCACUGUGUCCGGGUGUGUGGUGGUUUUGCUUGGAGCUGUGUUGUUUUACAGUCAAAGAAAAUCUUCCACAGAUAGACCAUGUGUGAUCAAGAGGAAACGCAAAGUUGAUCCAUGCCAUUCAGAUUCAGCUCACGGUAACAUAGAUACUGGCAUGGUAAAAGCAGAAGAAGAAAAAGGCGAAGAAGAGCUCCACUAUGCCUGCAUCACCAUAGUGGAAUCUGAUCAUGGAGCUAGUGGGAAUUUUAAAAUGAACAAGAUGCCAAAUAGCAGUGACUCAGUCAUCUACUCAACUAUUAACUUGAAGUGAGAAGCUGGAAUCGUCUGUAUGCUGAGGUUCAUUUAAAAUAUUUUGACCACAUCACCACUGUGAUGUGUACU
This is a messenger RNA of Neoarius graeffei (lesser salmon catfish), 1421 nucleotides long. RefSeq lists its product as uncharacterized. The record is from RefSeq and is a predicted model, not a curated record. Gene Ontology annotation, biological process: T cell costimulation; negative regulation of T cell proliferation; cell surface receptor signaling pathway. Gene Ontology annotation, cellular component: external side of plasma membrane. Lineage: Eukaryota; Metazoa; Chordata; Actinopteri; Siluriformes; Ariidae. The transcript is spliced from 9 exons. The coding region runs from base 67 to 1350 and encodes 427 amino acids.